Molecule: messenger RNA, 3005 nt
Organism: Rhodamnia argentea
Lineage: Eukaryota; Viridiplantae; Streptophyta; Magnoliopsida; Myrtales; Myrtaceae
Product: disease resistance protein RUN1-like
Exons: 4
Coding region: 201-2684 (827 amino acids)
Biological process (GO): defense response
Molecular function (GO): ADP binding
Source: RefSeq, a predicted model, not a curated record
CCUUCCUCUUUCUUAUCAUUUAUAUUGUUAGGCCCGAAGGAGAACUGGUUAAAGAGAUCGUUACCACCAUUUUAAGUGAGCUGAAGAAGGCUUAUUUGGCGGUUAGUGACCUCUUGGUUGGUGUUGACAACGCAGUGAAAGAAGUUCUGGCAAAUAUUGGCACUGGCACUGAUGACGUAAAGACCGUGGGAAUCCACGGAAUGGGUGGCAUCGGAAAGACAACUCUUGCCAAAGUAGUCUACAACCAGCUUUCUCGGGACUUUGCUAACUGUUGUUUCCUUGCUGAUGUUAGGGAUACUUCAAACUCGAAAGGAAUUGUGUCCUUGCAGAACCAACUAAUUUCAGAACUCUCAAACCGGGCAUGUUCAAAUGUUGCGAACAAGGAAGAGGGAAUGAGGACGAUCAAAGAGAGAUUUUCUAGUAAGAAAAUUCUUCUUCUUCUUGAUGACAUCGAUGACGAGAGUCAACUAACUGCACUUUUGGGGGGGCAAGGUUGCUUUGGUCCUGGAAGCAUAAUACUUAUAACCACAAGAAAUGAAAUUGUUCUUCGUGCAUUCCAAGUAAAAUUUGUUUAUCAUGUUGACGUACUGGAUUCUGAUAGAUCCCUUGAGCUAUUCAGCAAGCAUGCUUUCAGAAGAGAUCACCCUCCACAAGCAAAACUAAAACAGUCCAGAGAAAUUGUGGAGAUCGCCCAAGGUCUUCCGUUGCUUCUUGAGGUUAUGGGUUCGGCUUUAUCAUUAUAUGGACAGACAGAAGAAAUGUGGGACGAUUACCUACAGAAGUGGAAAAAAGGCCCCAUGGAGAAAAUUCGAAAUAAGUUGAUGAUAAGUUAUGAAGCGUUGGAUCCCAAUCAAAGGCAAAUAUUUCUUGACAUAGCUUGUUUUUUUGUUGGCUAUGAUAAGAAUAUAGUAACGUACAUGUGGAAAGACUGUGGCCUAUCCCCAACAGAAGGUCUUCAGGUGCUUCAGCUGAUGUCAUUGAUCAAAAUCGGAGAAGAUAACAAAAUAUGGAUGUGUGAGCAAUUGAAAGAACUUGGCAGAGAAAUUGUUUCUCAAGAAAGUGGUGAGCAAUUGGAGAAGCAAAGUAGGCUGUGGAAUCACAAAGAGGGAUUGAAAGUACUACUGCGCAAUAAGAUAAAUGAAAAGCUCCAAGCCCUCCGCCUGCUGUUUGAGAAUACAUCAGAUUAUUGUUUCAACCUUGAUAGAUUUGCUGCGCUUCCAAAGCUUAGGUUCCUUCACAUGGAUAGCCGACACAUUGCUGACGAAGUUGACCGCCUUUCCUCGGAACUUAACAUUCUCUGGAAUAACAAGUCCUUGGUCACGUCGCUGACGAACUCUGUUAUGGGCAACAAGCAACUCCUUCCAGAUUUAAGAUGGUUCUCUUGGCAUAAUUUUCCUCAGCGGAUACUGCAGAUAAGCAACUUUUCAUUGAUUAAUCUGGUCAUUCUUGAUUUUUCAAGGAGUAAAAUUACCCACGAUUGGAACGGAUGGAAAUAUAUCAAGAAAGCAGAGAAAUUGAAAGUUCUUAACCUUUCGGGGUGCGAGCUCUUGACCAGGACUCCUAAUUUCUCCGGAUUCCCCAAGUUGGAGAGAUUGAUUCUUGAAAGGUGUGAAAGACUGGCUGCAAUCCACCCGUCGAUCGGUCAAAUGGACUCCCUAGUCUUCUUGAACUUGAACUUCUGUAGUGAACUCCAGCGCCUACCACAAGAGUUGGGUGGACUGUCGGCUCUCACGGAACUUCUCCUCGAUGGAACUUCUAUUCGAGAAAUUCCGGAUUGGGUUCUGAAGAACCUGAAGAAGCUUUCAUUGGAUGCAACACCAAUUGCUCGCCUACCUGAGACCAUCGGAGCGCUGACGAGCCUCGAAAGGUUAUCUCUGAAUUGGUGCUCCCAAAUGGGCAGGCUUCCCCACUCCAUUAAGGAAUUACGGUCCUUGAUUCAGUUGGACCUUCUGGAAACAGGAAUCACGGAGCUCCCCGACUCUAUGGAAAGCCUGGAGAAUCUGAAAGAAAUGAAACUUUCAGUGUGCUACGGGUCAGGGGGUAUCUCUGCCCUGCCUAAACUUCCAAUAAGCUUGAUUUCUCUGGUAAUCUCGUCUCCGUCGCUGAUAACAAUUCCGGAUCUUUCGAACCUGAUCAAUCUACAGCAACUGUUAUUGUCCAUGGGAGUGCCCGACAUCUCCGGCCCAUCUGAGCCAGUGCAACCGCAAGAACCCAUGCCAUGGUGGAUUGGGAGGUUGUCCAAAUUGGAGGUCUUGACCCUGACCAUCCCACAGAUGACCAACCUUUCUCCUGAGUUAGGUGAACUUCCUCGUUUGAGAUCUCUCCAUCUUUCCGGUUGCCAUGCUCUGGAAUGCAUUCCGCGGAUUCCCUCGAGUGUCUCAAAGCUUCACCUCAUAGAUUGCCCAUCACUUACCACACUCGACAUCUCAUAUUUGAAGAAGCUGUCGGAACUAUAUGUUGUCGCUACACCUCUAAGUCUAGAGGAUCUUUCCGGGAAGGAACUUUUGGACAAUCUGCUAGAAUGCAACAUAAGCGCGGACUAUGCGCAUGACUUGCAAGCGCAUCUGAGGUCAAAGAUGUUGGAACAGCAUGGACUCAGAAAAAACAUCGUGGGGCUCCGUACUAGAGAAAUGGACAGGGGGUACCUUACAGCUAUUGGGAAAUAUAAGAAGAUGUUUCUUUAAGUGAAAGGACGACUGGAUAAGGUCCAAAAUCAUGCACGUUAAGGUGGGGGGGUGUUGAUGAAGAUGCGGGUUCUGGUAAUGAACCUCUCUAACCACCCUUGAUGCGAUGAUUUUGAAAAAGCUGGUGGCAAAUUUUGAAUGUGUGAGCAAAUUUUGGACUACAGUGAAAAUUUUGAAAUUUUUUUUAGACAAAAAAUACUUUCGGGCAAAAUCGAAAGUGGACCUAAAUUUGAUGGUUUUUUUAAGGGAACGAGGCUUGCCAUUUAAGUGUCUUUGUGAUUUAACCCCUCACGUCGGGACAUGCUGAAGUUGCUUUUCUGC